This is a messenger RNA of Gadus macrocephalus (Pacific cod), 1825 nucleotides long. Its product is annotated as zinc finger CCHC domain-containing protein 24-like. Lineage: Eukaryota; Metazoa; Chordata; Actinopteri; Gadiformes; Gadidae. The record is from RefSeq and is a predicted model, not a curated record. The transcript is spliced from 2 exons. Gene Ontology annotation, molecular function: nucleic acid binding; zinc ion binding. Bases 261 to 980 code for a protein of 239 amino acids.
AUUGCGUGCAGGCUGCAGCUCAUUCAAAGUACAGCAGAACUGCACAGCAUAGCACAGCUCUUUGGACUCGCACAACUUUUUUUUUGCCUGCUCUAUCAUGGUUCCAGUGAGGUUCCCCAUUGACCAUCACCUGGCCACCGGGGUGCCCUGAUGAGCGUUAGAUAUAACUCUAAGUGGGAUGACAGAGGGGACAACUUUUUAUACGUUUAAAACAAGAGCGCUUCUUUUUUUUUUAUAGCGUCAUUAGAGCAGCGAUCAAGAUGAUGUCCGCGAUAGAGACGGGUGCCGCCGUUUACCAGCCGGCCCAGCUGCUGAACUGGAUGUGCAUGUCUCUGCAGGAAAGCCAGACCAAUGCCUUCGAUGCGUUCAGACCCGGGUCCGAGGGCUUUUUGGACCUCCACACCGCAAAACGCUGUGCAGCUGAGCUGAGCUCUCCGCUCCACUCCAACUAUCUGAACAGCUUUUUGCAGCUCAAGAGUGAGGCCUUGAACAACAGCCCCCAGCUCUACAAGAGCCCCUCCCCGUACGGGUCCCUGCACAACAUCGCCGAGGGUCCGAGCUCGCUGACGGACCCCUUCUCCGAGCUGUGCCUCUCGCCAUCGCCCGCGCGCAGGCUCAACAAACGCCCGCCGCCCAACUACCUCUGCCACCUCUGCUUCAACAAGGGACACUACAUCAAAGACUGCCCUCAGGUGAGCCGCGAGGGGGUGGUGGUGGUUGUUGUGGUUCUGCUGGGGGGCCGACCCCAACCCCCCCCCCCCCCCCCCCCCCGCAUCUGGUGGGGGGAGUGUGACCUGACUCAAAACAGACGGGUACAAAAAAAAAGUUGGGGAAACGAGCAGCAACUAAAGAAAAAAGAAAUGUGUGAAGGGAAUAAGGCUUUGAAGUGGCAACUGUCCAAGAACCCCCCCCUCCCUUCGCAGGUUGAGAGACGCCCUUUAUCCCCAGACGUUCUCCAUUCCUGGGUUGAGUCUGACUAGUUUUAUUCUUGUCUUCAGGGGAAUUUCGUCAAAUUGUAUGAGACAUCCUACAUAAUAGGAGUCCAAAUUGUAUGGGUGUGACUUUUUUGUGUAUUUCUGUGUGUGUGGAUGCGUGUGCGUGUGUGAUGUAUUUGUGUGUGUGUGUGUGUAUCUGUGGAUGUGUGUUUGCAUAUGUGCCUGUGUGUGUGUGAGCAUUCAAAUGUGUGUGUGAGUGCACCACUUUUGUGAGAGUGAAUCUAUGAUGUGUGUUCAUGUGUGUGGGUGCAUGUGGGAGAGUGAAUCUAGUGUAUGUGCUUGCUUGUGUGUGUGUGUGUGUGUGUGUGUGUGUGUGUGUGUGUGUGUGUGUGUGUGUGUGUGUGUGUGUGUGUGAUGUGCAUGCUUACAUGUGUGUAAGUGCCCUUGUGUGAGAGUAAAUCUAUUAUGUGUGUACGUGUGUGUGGGUGCAUGUGUGAGAGUGAAUCUAGUGUAUGUGCAUUUGUAUAUGCGUGUGAGAGAGUUAGCGUGAUAUAAAAACAACUCCACAGCACCAAUUAUGAAAGUGCAUAGUCAUGUUAGAUGUGCAGCGACGGGUCAGUAAUGAACAACUGAUGCUAGAUGAGAUCUCUGAGCCUUAAUGGGAGAUGAUGGUUUUCUGUGAAGCUACAGCAAAACUCUUUUUUCGUACAGGGGAAAUACCUGACAUUUGUCAGAAGUAAUGAAAGGGAAUUGAAUAACACAUGGGACAAAAUGUGAGGCAGUUUUUUUUUUUUUUUUUACAGAAACUAUACUUAAAUUCAAUGAUAGAGUCAGUAUUGGAAAGUAAACGGUUGGUUCAGAAAGCUGGUAAAAAGCGAAGCCAACUGCAA